CAUCAUUACAGUGAGAGCGGGGGAGACCUUCUCGCUCUCCAUAUGUACGCGCCUUCCUUUCCCUUCCACAACACACAAGCAUUCACGAAGCCAAAAAUGAAGAUCUCCAAUAUCACCCUUCUCUUCUUUUUUACUCUUCCCUUUGCAUCUGCCCACCUUAGGGUUGGAUUCUAUCGCAGAAGCUGCCCAUCCGCCGAGACUAUCGUCCGUCGAAUUGUGCAGAGGCGCUUCAAACACCACAGAUUCAUCACCGCCGACUUGCUUCAAAUGCACUUCCACGACUGCUUUGUUAGAGGAUGCGACGGCUCCAUACUGAUAGAUCCGUGGAAGGGAAACACAUCGGAAAAACAAGCACCGCCCAACAUAAACCUUGAUAGCUUUGAGCUGAUCGACGAAAUCAAGACCGCCUUGGAAAAAGCCUGUCCUUCCACAGUUUCGUGCGCAGAUAUCCUAACACUUGCCACCAGGGACUCGGUGGCUCUUGCGGGAGGACACAGAUACAACGUUCCCACAGGGCGGCGAGAUGGUCUAGUUUCUAAUCCCAAGGAAGUGAAUGUUCCAAAAUCAUCCUUCUCGGUGUCUCAAGCAUUUAAAUCCUUCAGAGCAAAAGGGUUUUCAUUGAAGGAGAUGGUGGCUCUUCUCGGAGCACACACGGUGGGCUUCACUCACUGCAGCUUGGUUCGGGGGAGGCUGUCCAGUUUCGGAAGGCGUGAUCCUACUAUGGACCCUGCUCUGGAUGCGAAGCUGGUGCGGAAGUGUGGGUCGGCGAGACGGCCGGCGAGGCACGACCCUCAGAUUGUGUUGGACCAGAACACGUCGUUUGUAUUUGACAACGAGUAUUACAGGCAGAUCAGGAAGAGGAGAGGGGUGCUCCAUAUAGACCAGCAAUUGGCUGUUGAUGCGUCGUCCAGAGGCAUUGUUGCUGGUUUUGCUGCGAAUGGCGAGAGCUUCAAGCGAUGCUUCGCAAAUGCUAUGAUAAAGCUGGGAAGCCUUGAUGUUCUGGUUGGAAAGCAUGGAGAGAUCAGGAAGAAUUGCAGGGUUUUUAACAAUCAUCGCUAGGCCAGUGUUUGGCCAAUCAUGCUUGCCGUUAUCCCUUAUCCGAGUCUUUUUAGUGGACCCUAGUUAAUCAUAUCAUUUGUUUCGUUGUAUCGCACUCACCUUCCAGAGAGGUGAUGAUGGGAACUCUGCUAGUUUGGACUGAUUUGGUUUAUAUAUUUCUUGUUAUUUUUUUAAAUUAAACGCUCCAGCCUAGCUAGGGCAAGCAUGGAUCUCUGAUGGAAUGAAAAACAGAUCUAAUUUGGCA
Prosopis cineraria is the source of this 1303-nucleotide messenger RNA. Its product is annotated as peroxidase 44-like. Lineage: Eukaryota; Viridiplantae; Streptophyta; Magnoliopsida; Fabales; Fabaceae. Gene Ontology annotation, molecular function: peroxidase activity; heme binding. The transcript has 2 exons. Gene Ontology annotation, biological process: hydrogen peroxide catabolic process; response to oxidative stress. Bases 43 to 1059 code for a protein of 338 amino acids. The record is from RefSeq and is a predicted model, not a curated record.